Adineta steineri is the source of this 258-nucleotide messenger RNA. The record is from the annotation of a GenBank genome assembly. Lineage: Eukaryota; Metazoa; Rotifera; Eurotatoria; Adinetida; Adinetidae.
AUGCAUCUUGUUCGUAUGAAAAAACAACGACAGCAUGGUCAAUAUGGAUCUCCACCAUUAUCUGAUCAAGCUGAUACUGCAUUAGUUAGUACACCACAUAGUCACAAUUCACCUAGACAAGAACAACGAUUUAAUAGUUCAAUCUGGCAAUUAUUACCAUUUAUUGGUGCAAUAAAUAUUUUUGAUCUAUUUGUAAAAUUUAAUCCUUAUUCAUAUAAAGAUCUUAUAAGGACAAUUCCCAGUGGAAUUGACAUAUGA